Raphanus sativus (radish) is the source of this 308-nucleotide messenger RNA. Its product is annotated as photosystem II reaction center W protein, chloroplastic-like. The annotation marks the transcript as partial. The transcript has a single exon. Gene Ontology annotation, cellular component: photosystem II; chloroplast. The record is from RefSeq and is a predicted model, not a curated record. Lineage: Eukaryota; Viridiplantae; Streptophyta; Magnoliopsida; Brassicales; Brassicaceae. Gene Ontology annotation, biological process: photosynthesis.
GUUUGCCUCCAAUGAGUAAGAGGAAGGGAGGAGUGAAGUGCUCGAUGGAGACCAAGCAAGGAAACGUGUCAGCCGUGGGAGCUGGAGUUUCUGCGGCGGCUACAGCAGCUUUGACGGCUGUGAUGAGCAGCCCGGCUAUGGCUUUGGUGGAUGACAGGAUGUCAACGGAGGGAACCGGCUUGCCCUUUGGUCUGAGCAACAACCUCUUGGGUUGGAUUCUUUUAGGAGUGUUUGGUUUGAUCUGGACUUUCUACUUCACCUACACUUCAUCUCUUGACGAGGAUGAAGAAUCUGGUCUUUCACUCUGA